AUGAUUGUCUUACUCAUUUACGUUGAUGAUAUUAUUGUCACAGGGUCUUGUUCAGCUACCAUCUCCUCUUUGGUUGCCUAUCUUCGUACAAAAUUUGCAGUCAAAGAACUUGGUAAUCUACACUACUUUCCUGGCAUCGAAGUGUCUCGGUCUGCUAACGAUCUUCAUCUCAGCCAAGCUAAGUAUAACUCCAAAUCACUUGCUACGUCUAUUGCCUUGGGCACCUUGUCUCUUCAUAAUGGUGAACCAUUGACUGAUCCUAUUGAAUAUAGAAGUCUCAUUGAGGCCUUGCAAUAUUGCACUUUGACCAUGCUAGAUCUCUCUUUCGCAGUCAAUAAAUUAUGUCAAUUUAUUCAUUCACCCACUACUAUUCAUAUGCAAGCGAUUAAAAAAGUUCUUCGUUAUUUGCGAGGUACCGCCCAUCUUGGUUUCUUCCUUCAACCAUCUCUUGAUCACACUCUUUAUGCCGAUACUGAUGCAGAUUGGGCCUCUUGCCCCAAUGACCGUUGA
Messenger RNA from Humulus lupulus (European hop), 510 nucleotides. RefSeq lists its product as uncharacterized. The transcript has a single exon. The coding region runs from base 1 to 510 and encodes 169 amino acids. Lineage: Eukaryota; Viridiplantae; Streptophyta; Magnoliopsida; Rosales; Cannabaceae. The record is from RefSeq and is a predicted model, not a curated record.